Molecule: messenger RNA, 327 nt
Organism: Cylindrotheca closterium
Lineage: Eukaryota; Bacillariophyta; Bacillariophyceae; Bacillariales; Bacillariaceae
Source: the annotation of a GenBank genome assembly
AUGGCCGACUUUAUUAAAAAUACAUUACGGAGUGCUGGUCCCGACGGUGUCGUCGUAUUCAGCAAGACGUGGUGCCCAUACUGUGCCAAUGCAAAGGAUGAUCUUUCAAGCAUCGGAAUUGCCCCCAUCGUUGUGGAACUUGAUAUGCGAUCCGACGGUGAAGAUGUCCAAGCGGCUCUGCUGCGAAUGACUGGACAACGAACGGUGCCAUCGGUUUGGGUAGACGGUAUGCAUAUCGGUGGUAGUAGUGAUGUCUACCAUCAUGUUCGUCAAGGUGGCUUAUUCCGUGACAGAAAAAAUGAUAUCGCCGCAGGGAAAGUAUACUGA